This is a messenger RNA of Amblyraja radiata (thorny skate), 1682 nucleotides long. Its product is annotated as ras-related protein Rab-26. Lineage: Eukaryota; Metazoa; Chordata; Chondrichthyes; Rajiformes; Rajidae. The record is from RefSeq and is a predicted model, not a curated record. The transcript is spliced from 9 exons. Bases 267 to 1031 code for a protein of 254 amino acids. Gene Ontology annotation, molecular function: GTP binding; GTPase activity.
GUUUGGGUGAGAAGGCAUCGCGUGUUGGAAGCUGGAAUCCGGGCUGGUGGACAAGUAGCAGUGAAGAUGUGUGCCAUGCACGUCCCAGUUUUGACAACAGGCAUGACCACUCCAACCAGGUGAACAGCGAGCACUGCGGAAAUCCUGCUUGGUGGUCGUCACAGCUCGGGGAAAACAAAACAAAAAAACUCGCAAACAGUGCAUUUGGUUCCAAACCUGAACCAAACUCCUUCUUAGUUGAGAGGCUGCGGGAGCAGAAAUCCGUAAUGUCGAGGAAAAAGACACUCAGGAGCAAAAGUAGCACGCCCCCAAGCACCACCUUGCCAGCCGGGAGAAGCAAAGGACAGAAGUCGGCGAAAGGCAAUUCCGAGCCCCAGGGUCCGAUCAACGGGGUGUCCCUUCCAAACAGACCUUCACUGAGUAACAGCAGCGAGUUCUACGACAUCGCGUUUAAGGUAAUGUUAGUUGGAGACUCUGGCGUAGGCAAAACCUGCUUGCUGGUGCGCUUUAAGGAUGGAGCUUUCUUGGCAGGAAGUUUUAUUUCGACAGUGGGAAUUGACUUCAGGAAUAAAGUGCUAAACGUGGACGGAGUGAAGGUUAAACUGCAGAUCUGGGACACCGCCGGCCAGGAGAGGUUUCGCAGUGUAACUCAUGCCUAUUAUCGAGACGCUCAUGCUCUUUUGUUGCUGUAUGAUGUCACGAACAAAACAUCAUUUGACAACAUUCAGGCCUGGCUAACAGAGAUUCACGAAUAUGCAACACAGAACGUGGUGAUCAUGUUACUGGGAAACAAGGCUGAUGCAACACAAGAGAGAGCAGUAAAGAAAGAGGCAGGUGAAAAGUUAGCCAAGGAGUACGGGGUGCCUUUUAUGGAAACAAGUGCCAAAACAGGUCUAAAUGUUGAGCUGGCAUUUACAGCCAUUGCAAAAGAGCUGAAGCACAGGUCGAUGAAGUCACCAAGCGACCCCAAGUUCAAGCUUCACGACUACGUGAACUCGGAGAUGAAAAGCACAGGCUGCUGCAGCUCAUAACUUCUCCAGCCACCCUGCUGACCUGCUGGUACAAGAGAGAUCAGUGUUCAACAGCCUGGCCAGAUCCUCUUGCGGCUCCGCCAUCCUUUGUAAAGUCCUUGCAUGUACGUACUUGUUGUCUGUUCAUUUGACAAGUCUUUAUUCAAUGAGAAGACCUUGAAUUCAUGCAGAGGGUGCGUGGAAUAAAGAAGGUGUAAGUAAAAUGGUGUUUAAACCAGGAUCGAAAUGACUGAACUUAAUUGUUUACUUAAUCAAAAAUCUGCUUUUGCUGAGUAAGUUUGUAUCUGUAGAAAAACAAAAACGUGUAGGACAUUAAAUGUACUUGAUUGCACCUUGUGUAUAUUUUUUAAUCCUUUACCAGCUUACUUUAAUUUAAUUGGGGUAGAGUGGAGAGUCCAAAUGUUUGAACAUAAAUCAAAGUGCUGUUUGUGAGGGAAUCAUUUGACAAGCAAUUGAGCAAGUUGCCGAAAACAAUUUUUUAACGUAAAGUAGUUGGACUUGAUUAGAAUUUUAAUAAUAGUUGCAGGAUCUAUACAGUGUUUUCGAAGUAACCACAUCACAGUGGACAAAAGUGACAGUGUAAAUGAUUGACGGGUCUGUUAAUUGUGUAGUAUAUUGCUUUUUGCAGAAAGUAAACAUUUCAAAACUGUU